CAGCUCUCCGUCGCUUCCGCCCCUUUCCCCUUUUAAGGGAGCGACAUUGGUGAUUUUUUUUUAAGACUUGACGGCACCGCGUACGGUGUGAGACCGUGAAGCAGCGCCUCUCUCACUCCAGAGUUCCGCUGCCUCCAAGUGAGGGAUCGCUGCGUCCCCCAUUUUUCCCUGCUAGGCGACGGCGAAAGCUGCUUGAGAUGCUGGGCCUCAAAAGAAACGCAGUAAUCGGACUCAACCUCUACUGUGGGGGGUCCGGGUUAGGGGCCGGCAGCGGCGGCAGCGCCUCCCCUUCGGGAGAGCGGCUUCUGGCCGCGGGGAAGGAGGCCACCGCCCGGCGAGAGGCAGGGGGAGGGGAAGCCGGUGCGGUGAUUGGCGGAAGCGCCGGCGCGAGCCCCCCGGCCACUCUCGCGCCGGACGCCCGGAGGGUCGCGCGGCCCUCGCCCAUUGGCGCCGAGAGCCCCGACGUCACGGCGACCCCCGCGAGGCGGCUGUUCUUCGCGCCCUCCUUCCGCGCGUCGCCGCUUAAGGAGAUGGAAGCCCCGGCCGCCGACGCCAUCAUGUCGCCCGAAGAGGAACUGGACGGGUACGAGCCGGAGCCUCUCGGGAAGCGGCCGGCUGUCCUGCCCUUGCUAGAGCGGGUCGAGGAGGCCAGUAAUGGACCCGGUAUGAGCGGCUCACUGCCCUCUACGCCGCCCCCCGCAGAGGAGGAGGAGGAGGACGAGUUGUACCGGCAGUCGCUGGAGAUUAUCUCUCGGUACCUUCGGGAGCAGGCGACCGGCGCCAAGGACGCGAAGCCAAUGGGCAGGUCUGCGUCCGCCAGCCGCAAGGCGUUAGACACCCUUCGGCGGGUUGGGGACGGUGUGCAGCGCAACCACGAGACGGCUUUCCAAGGCAUGCUUCGGAAACUGGACAUCAAAAACGAAGACGACGUCAAAUCUUUGUCUCGAGUGAUGAUUCACGUUUUUAGUGACGGAGUAACAAACUGGGGCAGGAUUGUGACUCUUAUUUCUUUUGGUGCCUUUGUGGCCAAACACUUGAAGAGUAUAAACCAAGAAAGCUGCAUCGAACCAUUAGCAGAAAGCAUCACAGAUGUUCUCGUAAGGACAAAACGAGACUGGCUAGUCAAACAAAGAGGCUGGGAUGGGUUUGUGGAGUUCUUCCACGUAGAGGACCUAGAAGGCGGCAUCAGAAAUGUGCUGCUGGCUUUUGCAGGUGUUGCUGGAGUCGGAGCUGGUCUGGCAUAUCUAAUAAGAUAGCCUUUUAAGUGAAAUAAUUGACUGUUACCAACUCCAGGCACCAAAUCCACAUAACAUCUGCGGUGACGUGUGUUUAUGACGUUGGACUUGAAGCUGUCCAGGCUGUAACCUCCAUGCAACAUAGAACAGCAAGUGGCACGAGGAUUAUAGCUGACGAAUAAAUACAUGGGGAAAGUAGUCCCCCUUGAAGAGUCACUGUCUGAAAGAAGCAGAGUUCAGUUUCAGCAAACUUUGUUUGGGAGGCCAUGGAGGAGGACUUUUAGAUUAGUGAAGGCGGUAGGAUGGAAAGACUUGCUGUCCUUUUCUAGAACAGGAGAGCAGGAGAGUGGCCAGUAGCCCAGGCUAGUCAUAGAGUUCAUUAAAUAUGCCUACUGAAUUCAUUAACUCCCUAUAGUGUUAAAGGAAGCACUAACAAUGCCAGUGACUUGCAAAGUGGAUUUAAGCUACAAUAGAACUUUGACUAAAAGCCUCAGUACUGUACAACAGUGUAAAGGGAAGCUUUUUCCUCCUUACAGUUAGCUUUCCCAGGUAUGCUUCUUGAAGAAUAGAAAGCCCAAGUGCUCAGGACUUUUUGUACCUGUUCAACUUGGUCUUGGUUUGAAUGAUUCCACGUUUGUUCACCUUGUAAUGGCCAAUAAUACUUGAUGUAAGGCUAAAUAAUUAGUUACAAAGGUGGUAAAUACCCUCAAUUUUUAAGAUAGAAACAAUUUGUAAAUGUAUUUGUCUGUAAAAAUUGUAUAUAUUUUUACAGAAAGUCUAUUUCUUUGAAAUGUAAAGAAGCGAUUCUCAAAUUUCACUAUUUUUUUUCAUACCCUUUUGAAAUGUACAACUGUUGUAGUUAGUAACCUGUUCCUUACAGCCUUUCUAUUCUAAACUUUGUCCUAAUCAAUCACAGAUUAUAUACAGCCAGUCGAUGUGUGCAGCCCUGGUUGUAGUUAAAACAAUUUUGAUUCAUAACUGCAGUUUUUAAUUUUCCUAUCUGAUCUUGGUAUGUAUUCCUUAGAUAGGGUUUUUUUUGGGGGGGGGGACAGAAAUUGAGGAAUGGCAAUUAAUCCUUUCACUUUCUUACCUGUAGGUUUUCAAUAAUUGAAGCAAGAGGUUUUGGGGGGGCAGGCCAAUGAUGUACAAAUAAUGGGCUUUGGGCAACUACUCCUUUGCGUCCCUUCCUUAAAAGACUCAGCUGUUCCAGAUGGGACUUAUUAGCAGAUAUGUGUAUAAAAAGGUCACAUCAGUUGAAUGAGAGACAUUUGAUCCAUUGUUUGCUUAAUAAAUUGUAAAAUAAUGGCUUGAGAAAGAAAGCAGGCUGCAGUCUUACCGAUGGUGCUAUUUCAGGCUGGCUUGUUAUGCACGGGUCUAAGCCUAGUGUAUGAAAAAGACUCGUUUUCAUUUCUGUUCAUGAUUCCCCAAACUCUGAUUCCUAGACUUUGUUUCAUAUUUUUGCAUUGGCAUCUCUUCAAAUAUCAGACUAGACAGUCUAUUGAACUUAGCAUUUGUUUCCUAUCCUUCCUUGAGAUACUUGCUGCUUGUUCACCUCCCUCUACAGAUAAUUGGAUCAGUUCCUACAUCUUUCCCCGGCCAUCCCUGAACUCGGGCCCAUUUAGUUUGUGGCACUAGGAACCUAAGUAAACCCCCCUUCAUCCUUCAUGAAUUUUAUCCUUGGGAGGUGGCAUUACCAUGGGUUCUGUGACAGUAACCAGUCAUGAGGUAGGACGAGUCCCUUUUCCCCAGACUGGUACCUUUUUGGUUGUUCCUUUAUCUGACCUUCGGAGGGGAAAGUCUCAAAAGUCCUCUGAGGAAUUUUCAGAGGAGGGGACAAUAUCUUAAGUGACUUUCUCUAGGUUCCUUUGAAUUUGAACGUGAUCGCUUACAAAUGAUAGAACUCGGUGGGCUCUCUUACACCUCAGAGUGCUAUUAAAAAAAAAAGCUGGUUAAACUACAGAAAGCUUCAGUGUUAAAACGAGGGUCAUUUCAAAGCGUCAGCCUCAAAACAUAACCUUUAUUUAGUCUGUGGACUCCAGCUAAAAAUAGACAUGAAUAAAAUGACUAAGAAUGUAAGAGGGAAGAAUGCCCCCUGCCUGCCCAUUUCCGAGCCAUAAGGUCAUUUAGCUAGAGCUAUUUUUACCUAUGUAUUUAUCGUUCUUGGUCAUAAACCACUUAUUUAUAGCACAUCUAUCUCUUAAGGACCUAAAAGCACUUUAUGUAGUUUUUAAUUAAUCUUAAUAUCUGGUUAAGGUGACUAAAAAAGGCCUGUCUCCCCAAAUCCAGUUGUGGAAAUAAGCGCAGAGAUACAAAUGGGUGGGGUUUAGGGGCCCAGUUCCCUAUUUACUAGGUGUGACUGCUGAAAUGGUGAGGAUCUAAGUUGGCAUUUGGGGUCAGGGGCUGCGAGGGCUUAGGGAGAGGGUGGGCGGUUUUGUAGGGAGAGGAGGCAAGUGUUCUGGGUGCUGGCUCGCUGCCGAGUUCCGGCCCAUUCUCCCAGAGCAGAGGGAGGGAGGGGCUUCGUGGAAAGACGGCUCUCAGCAACGUCUGUCUUCAGCUUCUCUCAGGGAAAAACCUGCGGUCCUAGUGUCCACGUACGUUGUAUGGAGGCGAACACCUUGGUUGUGGUUCAACAGCUAGUACUGUUGACAGCUGUGCCAGGAAGGCUUAGGACCAACUGCAAAUUAAGGAGGGCUGUAAAAUGUGUUUUCCUAAUUCAUCUGUCUUCUGAAAAGAAAAUAAUAAAUCUUUUUUUUCAAAUUCAA
Messenger RNA from Rhinolophus ferrumequinum (greater horseshoe bat), 3997 nucleotides. It is a transcript of the gene MCL1, whose product is annotated as MCL1 apoptosis regulator, BCL2 family member. The coding region runs from base 198 to 1256 and encodes 352 amino acids. Gene Ontology annotation, molecular function: protein homodimerization activity; channel activity; protein heterodimerization activity. The record is from RefSeq and is a predicted model, not a curated record. Gene Ontology annotation, biological process: positive regulation of apoptotic process; release of cytochrome c from mitochondria; mitochondrial fusion. Gene Ontology annotation, cellular component: mitochondrial outer membrane. The transcript has 3 exons. NCBI's taxonomy places the organism in Eukaryota, Metazoa, Chordata, Mammalia, Chiroptera, Rhinolophidae.